AUGAAGAGUGUGGAAGAAUGGAGAUGGAGAGAAAGGGAGGGCGGUGAGAAGGAUAGAGGUCUAGGGGAUGCCGGGACGAAGGCAAGGUAUUUGGUAGAUUUGAUACACGUGCAGUCAAUGAAUCUUGGAGAUGCGAGAUGGUUAUGGUAA
Messenger RNA from Sclerotinia sclerotiorum 1980 UF-70, 150 nucleotides. RefSeq lists its product with no specific name. The transcript has a single exon. The record is from RefSeq and is a predicted model, not a curated record. Bases 1 to 150 code for a protein of 49 amino acids. NCBI's taxonomy places the organism in Eukaryota, Fungi, Ascomycota, Leotiomycetes, Helotiales, Sclerotiniaceae.